AUUGAUACAACAGCAGGUACAAUAACAGCAACAAAUUUAGCAAUUAGUGAAGUUGGAGCAUAUAUUAUUACAAUUGAAAUAACAUCAUCUAACAAUCAAUUUUCAAUACCAUUUACUUCAAAUUGUAUUUUAGUUAAAGAAAAUUCAACUGUACUCAAUGUUUUUACUGGUUUUCCUCCAUCAAAUUUCACUUAUGCAGGUGAUUAUGAUGGAUUCCAAACAGCAGGUACUCUUGAAAUUUUACGAUGUACCAUCUAUAAUUAUUUGGUUCGAGUCUUGAAAUUACCUAUUAAUAGUGAUAUUACUCUUAGAAAAGGUAGUGUCGAGGUUGGUUUUUCAGCAGAUCUUAGUAGUUUUAUUAAUGCUCAGGCUGCAGCAACAGGUAGAGAGGCAGCGAUAAAUAAUCCGAAUGGUAUAAAUGGUUUAACACUCACCGACAUUAAUCUUGAGGGUCAAUCAGAGAGAAUUUCAUCAGAUUCAAGCUCAAGUAGCAACGGUAGUGGAAAUAAAUCAGGAUUAAAUGCUGGUGCUAUUGCGGGUAUUGUGGUGGGUGUUGUUUGUGCUGCUGCUAUUAUAACUGGUUCAGUAAUUGGUUUUUAUAAAUAUCAAACAGUACAUAAAGCUGUACCUCUUGUAAAUGAACUUGAGGAAGUACACACAUUUCCAACUCAAUCAGAGCAAAAUAAUGCAAAUAGUACAAAUCCAUCGAAAACAGUCAAUGAUAGCUCUUCUGGAACGCAACAAAUGCCUAAGACAUCAAACGAAUCAUCAAAUUUUAAUAAUGAUAGGGUUCAUACACCGUUGUUAAAUGAAACAAAUGGACAACGAGCUCCAUCAGCAGGUGGUAUUAGUAUCACUACGCUUGGUCUUAUGACAAUAAAUAAUCAACCACCUAUAAAUCAAUCAAUGCCAGCUGUUGGACAUUUCACAACUCAUUAA
This is a messenger RNA of Rotaria sp. Silwood1, 939 nucleotides long. The record is from the annotation of a GenBank genome assembly. NCBI's taxonomy places the organism in Eukaryota, Metazoa, Rotifera, Eurotatoria, Philodinida, Philodinidae.